AUGGACCAAACACAGAGAAGAAUCCUGGGCCAGCCCCUUUCUAUGCCCACCGCACAGCCCAAGAAGAAAAGGACUCCCAUGAUGUCUUUCUUUUCCAAGGUCUCUUGGAAGCUGAGGUUCCAGAAGAGGGAGCAUUUGAAGAAUGUGCUUUACAUCUUGGCAGAAAGAGCCCGGGACCCCAGUGCUAAAAAGCGUCACAUGGCAGUGAGAGGCCUGGGAACCAUGGCCUGUGAGAACCCCGACAAGGUGAGAAAGUAUAAGAAAGUUGUCCUAGACAUGCUGGUGCAUGGAUUGUAUGAUCCCAUGAGUUCGGAAGUCAUCCACGAGAGUCUGAAGACUCUGACCAUCAUCCUGGGCAAGAUCCAAGGGAAAGGUUUGGGCUCCUUCUUCAUAGACAUCACUCUUCAGACCAGGACUCUACUAGAUGACGAGAAUGACAGCCUGAGAUACUCGGCCUUUGUCUUGUUUGGGCAAUUGCCUGCCUUUGCUGGGCGGAAAUGGAAGAAAUUUUUCAUCGAUCAAGUUAAGCAGACUCAAGAUUCCCUCCUGAUCCAUUUACAGGACAGAAAUCCCCAGGUUGCCAAGGCUUGCAAAACCACAUUCCGAGCCUGUUCUCCCUACCUGAGGCAAAGGAAGGAGCGCAGCUUCCAGAGUGAGGACGAUCAAAGGAACCCCAAGCUCUGUAGGCAGCUGAGCCUCUACCAUCCCGAGCUCCUGCAGUACUUCUACGCAAAUAAGAUUCUGUAA
Myotis lucifugus (little brown bat) is the source of this 747-nucleotide messenger RNA. RefSeq names its product maestro (gene MRO). Gene Ontology annotation, cellular component: cytoplasm. The transcript has 6 exons. Bases 1 to 747 code for a protein of 248 amino acids. The record is from RefSeq and is a predicted model, not a curated record. Lineage: Eukaryota; Metazoa; Chordata; Mammalia; Chiroptera; Vespertilionidae.